This is a messenger RNA of Rhagoletis zephyria (snowberry fruit fly), 685 nucleotides long. It is a transcript of the gene CCHa1, whose product is annotated as neuropeptide CCHamide 1. Lineage: Eukaryota; Metazoa; Arthropoda; Insecta; Diptera; Tephritidae. The record is from RefSeq and is a predicted model, not a curated record.
GUUCUUGUUUGGAGUAUGGACAUUCAUGCUGGGGUGCGCAUGGAAAACGUUCAGCUGGCCAAGAGAUUACACGCCAUAAAGGCCAACGGGAUUCUGAGCCAAGAAAUCUACACGGCAACCAGCUAAAUCUGUUGGGUGAAGAUAACGUAAAUGAAAUUUUUUCAAACAAGUUCGAUAUCGAUGAGGUACCCACUUCGGCAGAGAGUUCAUCGCACAACGCUUUGAGUGCCGAAGAUUUCUCGGCCGACUCGAAUGAUUCUAGCAAAGCACGCAACUAUAUGAGACUACGGCGGCUGAAAUUUACCGCGCACCCAAGUUCGGGUGACAGCAAUUUCUCACCGAUCGACAACAGCAAACGUGAAAGCAUUGCUGCUGACUCGCGUGAAGAACUCCAACGGCACCUACAGCCGCCGCGACAGACACAACAGCAACGCAAGUAUCCCAAAUAUGUUGAACGUUGGAGAAAGUUGCCCAUAUUUGGAUUGCGGCAUGCAUUCGGCAAUUCACCGUUGGCGUUGACUGAUGCCGUAUCACUAGAGUUACCAGAUCGAAAUGCCGAGAGUGAGUUUAUUCAACAAUUUGGACCGCUGGCAGGCGGAAGAAGAUUGGAUGACAUCGGAGUUUAUUAUGACUUUCAAUAGAACUCGAAACUGCAAAGAUUGAUCGAGUAAAUGGUUGAUGACUU